Molecule: messenger RNA, 378 nt
Organism: Peronospora matthiolae
Lineage: Eukaryota; Oomycota; Peronosporomycetes; Peronosporales; Peronosporaceae
Source: the annotation of a GenBank genome assembly
AUGCACAAGACUCCGUUCAAGAUCGUUCACAACUCCAAACCAAGUGUCAAGCACAUGCAGGUGUUCGAUUGUCAGGUUUGCAUACUGACACCGAAGGAGAAGCAGUCCAAGUGGGACCCCAAGGCUCGCACUGGGAUAUUCUUGGGCUACGAAGAAGCAUCCAAAGCGUAUCGCGUUUAUGACAUCGAGGCGGGGCAGGUGUUCAUCAGUCGCGAUGUCAACUUUGACGAGUCCGCCUUUGGACUUUCGCCGCCUACCACCGCUGAAGACGCCGAUGACCUUGACUUCGACUCCCUCGAUCUGGAUGAUGAAGCGCCAGGUCAAGCGCAGUACAAGCAAACAGGCAAGCGCAAGAGUCGUCCCCAUGAUGAAGGAUAA